UAAUUUUUUUUUGUCAUUUUUUUUUUUUUAAGAUGUCUUCGUUUUUAUUGUUCAACGUCGUAAUGGUGACUUUGGUGAUUGUUGCAAAGAGCAGCGUGGCGGAUGAUAAAAAAGUGAAUAUGUUAGUCCUUUUGCCCAAGGAUGAUAGCUAUAUGUUCUCGAUAAAUAGGGUGAAGCCUGCCGUCGACUAUGCCAUGAGGUCCGUAGAGAAGAAUAACAGUCUCCUGCCAGGCUUUACGUUCAACGUCACAUUUCAGGACUCAGACUGCGGCAACCAGGCGCUUUUUAGCCUGGUCGACACGGCGCUGAAGCAGCAGAAACCGGACGCCAUCCUGGGUCCGGUUUGCGAGUACGCCGCGGCGCCCGUGGCAAGGCUAGCCUCCCAUUGGAACAUCCCCAUGAUCUCAGCCGGGGCGCUGGCCAUGGGGUUCAUGCAGAAGUCCGAAGAGUACUCCCACCUAACCCGAGUGGCACCUGCCUACACCAAGAUGGCCGAGGUGUUCUUAGCCAUGUUUCGCUACCACAAGUGGAGCAAGGCGAUGCUGCUGUACAGUGACGACAACUUAGAGCGGAACUGUUUUUUCACCUUGGAAGGGGUCCACACUGCCUUCAAGGAAGAAGGUUAUCACAUGUCCGUCUAUAACUUUCACGAGACAAAGCAUGUGGAUCUGGAGGACAUUAUGCACUCCAUCCAGAAUAAAGAAAGAGUGGUUAUAAUGUGUGCCAGCAGCGACACGGUCAGAUCAAUUAUGUUGGCUGCACAUCGACAAGGACUGACCAAAGGGGACUAUGUUUUCUUCAACAUUGAACUCUUCAACAGUUCGUCUUAUGGAGAUGGCUCGUGGAGGCGAGGAGACAAGCACGACGUUGAAGCAAAGCAAGCAUACUCAUCCCUGCAAACAGUCACUCUACUCAGGACAGUAAAACCAGAGUUUGAGAAGUUUUCCAUCGAGGUGAAAAGUUCUGUUCAAAAACUCGGACUCAAUGAAGUUGAUUACGUCAAUAUGUUUGUAGAAGGAUUCCAUGACGCCAUUAUCCUAUAUGCUAUAGCAUUGCAUGAACUAUUGAAGAGUGGUUUCACCAAGAAAGAUGGAGAUAAACUGGUUCAUCGGAUGUGGAACCGAACAUAUGAAGGUAUUGCCGGUCAGGUGUCCAUCGACGCCAAUGGAGACCGAUACGGGGAUUUCUCAGUGAUUGGCAUGACUGACCUGGAAGCAGGUACACAAGAGGUGAUUGCAGACUACUAUGGAAUUCAAGGAAACUUUGAACUCCGGCCAAAUGUGAAGCUUCUGUGGGGAUCUGGUAGAAUAAGACUUGAAGAAAAUAAAGUAUUUGAACAGAUGCCUCCGUGUAAAACAUCAGGUGGCUUAGGAGAAUCAGCAGUGACUGGAAUCGUGGUCGGCGCCUUCCUAGGCACGGGACUUUUAAUGGCAUUCUACUUUUUCAGGAAGAAAUACAGAAUAACUAUUGAAAGGCGAAACCCUCAUGAUGACUGCAACAUCGGCAAACACAGACAACUUCGAGAAGACUCCAUAAGAUCUAACUUCUCUGCAGCCUAAUAAAUAAAAAAUGAGAUUUUAUGAAGAUGCAACCAAAGACAUCUCUGCGUCAGAUGGAUCGCUCACAGAAGAGUAGCAGGAUCAUAUUCUUGUUUAUUUUUUAUUUUAAUUUUUCAGAAUCUCAGGAAUGAUUUAGUAAUCAUACGAUGCCACAUGGCCUUUCAUCUCAUAAAAAGGGACAGUUUAAAGCAAAUUGGUAAAUGUUCCGCAGGAUACAUUUUUUUUUAUUAU
Messenger RNA from Nanorana parkeri, 1790 nucleotides. It is a transcript of the gene NPR3, whose product is annotated as natriuretic peptide receptor 3. The transcript is spliced from 8 exons. The record is from RefSeq and is a predicted model, not a curated record. Gene Ontology annotation, molecular function: natriuretic peptide receptor activity; peptide hormone binding. Gene Ontology annotation, cellular component: membrane. The coding region runs from base 33 to 1559 and encodes 508 amino acids. Lineage: Eukaryota; Metazoa; Chordata; Amphibia; Anura; Dicroglossidae. Gene Ontology annotation, biological process: vasodilation; regulation of blood pressure.